Messenger RNA from Lepisosteus oculatus (spotted gar), 1044 nucleotides. NCBI's taxonomy places the organism in Eukaryota, Metazoa, Chordata, Actinopteri, Semionotiformes, Lepisosteidae. The record is from RefSeq and is a predicted model, not a curated record.
AUGCAUUUAUUUCAUGCUAAGUUUCCUCAUGAAGGCUUCUCCCAUCGCCAGGCGACGAGGCUCGUGCUCCUGGGAAAGACGGGCAGCGGGAAGAGCCGCUCGGGAAACACCAUUCUUGGAAGGGAGGAAUUCCUGUGGCUGGCCAGUGCGAACUCGGUGACACAGCAGUGUGACAGAAUCACCGGGGAAAUUAACGGCAGGCGCGUCUCCGUGGUGGACACCCCGGGGGUCUUCGACACGCUCCAGUCCCACGAGGAUGUCAAGAGGGAGAUUUUGAGGUGCAUGGCUCUGAGCGCCCCGGGACCCCACGCCUUCCUCCUGGUGGUGAAGCUGGGGAGACAGACCGAAGAAGAGAGGGAGGCCGUGCGGAGAGUCCUGGCGCAGUUCGGCGCGGAGGCCCUGAGGUACACCCUGGUCCUCUUCACCCACGGAGAUCAUCUCAAAGGGGACAUCCGCGCGUUUGUCAAGAGCAACGAGCACCUCAGGGAGCUUGUGCAGAGGUGUCAGGGGUACCACGUCCUCAACAACAACGACGCGGGCGACCGCAGGCAGGUCACCCAGCUCCUGGAGAAGAUCGACUCCGUGGGGGAGCAGAACUCCGAGCCCUACUACACUAACGACACGUUCCGCAGGGUGGAGACGGGCCUCCGGAGAGAGCAGGAGGAGAUCCUGAAGAGCAGGUACCAGGCCGUGCCCCCGGAGGGGUCUGCCUGGUCCGCCGUGUCCGAAGAGGCCACACAGAGCUUCACGCGCAAGCUCCUGAGCGUGCUGGCGGGGGUGACCGUCGGGGCGCUCCUGGGGGCGCUGCUGGGGGCGGCCGUGGGGGCGAGCGCGAUCGCUCUUGUGGCUGCAGCAGUCCCAGGCGCGGCGAUCGGUGGUGUUGUGGUGGCGGCAGGGGCAGUGGUAGGGGCAGUGGUAGGAGGGGCUGCAGGGGAGCGGGCAGAGGGCCCAGCACAGGCGAUCAAGGCCACAGUAGGCAUCAUGGUUAAAGCUGCAAAAAAUGUGAUUCAAGCAACCGCAGGAUCAACAACAAAGGAGUGGUAA